AUGCUGCACGACCAACAGUUCUCUAGGCUGCGACAGCCUUCCUUUUCUUCCGCGCUGACGCUCGCCGCUCAGCGGCAAAUUGGCGUUGUUUCAUCGUCGGGUUCUUCACCCGCCUCUGUUGCCUCUUCCGCUUUCCUCGCUUCCUCCACUCACGGCCCUGCCCGUUCUAUCUCUGCUGAUUCCGCUUCUCCUCACAGCGACGGCUCAUCGAGCUCCGCCUCAGCGUACUCCAUUCCACCUCAGACGCGGGCCUCCGAGUUCUUGUCUUCAUCUCGCACGCUUCUGCCCCUCGCCCAACGGAUUGGAGGCGCGACCGCGGUCGGAGGCGCGGGCGGGACUCGCCCGGCAGUCGCCGGCUUCCGGCAGGGCGCCUCGCGCGGCCUCCCAGCGGCGCCUCGCGAUGCGGGGCUUCCCCCCAAGAAGCGGGACAGGGCGGAAGGCGAGACGGGCGCUGAGGGAGCGGAGGUCAAGCGAAUUAAAGGAGGCGAAGUUUUGCAGCCUGAUGCCGUUCGCAUAGACACAGCGCAGGCCUGUGGUGGCGAGGAGGGGCGCUCCUCGCAGCCCGCCAGGAAGGCCCGAGCCAAGCGGAGGGGGAUCGCAGGCCGUGCGGCGAAGACGCCAAAUACGAAGGCGGAGCGCGCCGGUGCGGAACGGCAGAGUCCGCUGACGAGGAAAAGGCAACGCGCCACAAGAGAGAAGAAGGAGACUCAGCGGAAUGUGUCACAGGGGCCUCAAGGCACACACUCCCAACGCGAGGCCGAUGGGGACUGGGGAGGCACGAGUCGACGGCGAGACGCCGACGCUGAAGCCAAGGCGGCGCAGACGCCCGCCAGGAGCGUCUGGCAUCCGCCAAACGCGGUGCGGUCAUGUGAACCUGCCCCUACUUCAUCUCCCUCAGCGUCGCCGCUGCGCAGUGCGGCCUUCGGCGGCUCGAGGCCCUCUCGGCUUCCGCGGGACGUGGAGGUCCUUCCUUCAGGCCUGCGAUGCAAUCGCCGCGCCCAGCUCGCCGCACUCCUUCUCCCGCCUUCGCCUUCGCCGUCGUUCGCGUCCUCUUCUGCCGCCGCCACUCUCGCGGCCGCCGCGCACCCCUCGCUGCCCCCCGCGCUCUGCGAGGGGCUUCUGGGCCCCGCGGGCCUCGCGAAGGUCCGCGGGGCGGAGGCUCGGGAGCGGCGCCUGCGGGCGGCGAAGGAGGAAGCGAGGCGGCGGGAGGGCGGGCUAGCCUCGGCGCGAGGCGCCGGAGCCGAAACGAAGGUCGCGCCACCGCUGACGCUCGCUGCAUUCUCGCGGCUGCGGCAGGACUGCCUGGCGAACCGGGUCGCGCCCGCGCCGCCGCUCGGCGCGUCCUCCUCACCUCGGCUUCUUCUCCAGCGGAAGGCGAGCGCGGUGGCGAGCCUGGCGCCUGGCCUUUUGAGCGCCGAGGGCGCGGCGGCGGAGGCGCAGACCCGUGACGUGCUCCAGGAGCUGCUGGACCAGGCGAGGAUGAAGGCCGAGGCGCGGAAGCGCGAGCGAAUGAAGGAGCUUGAGCGGCAGCGCGAGGAGGCGCUGCGCAUCGAGAGGGAGAAACAGCUGCGCGGGGAGGGCGAGCAGGAGCUCGAGGGCGGAGUCGCUGGGCAGGCGGACCUCCCGUCGGCUCCCUCGGCAGUGGCAUCCGCGUCGGCGCUGCCGGCGCCUCGGCGCGAGAAGCGCAUGCUUGUGGGGUCGGACGGCGGUGAUGGCGCGGCUGGGCGUCUAGGGGCCGGGGCGCCCUGCGAAAUGUUCGACCUCUUCCAGGACGAUGACACAUCCGUUUUAGCCUCACGCGCGGGCCUUGUCGUGGACUCCUGCGCGUGGAACGGCGUCUCCAGUUCUUCGUUCGCCGCCGCCGAGAUGAAGUCGACGAGCUCCCGGAGCUUCCGCGUGGGCGCAGACGACUACGACGCCUGGGCCGCGGGGACUGUCUCCGUCAACACCGUGAGCCGCAACUGGGACAGCGACAGGAGCUUUGCGUGGGAGGCUGAGGUUCAAACAUGCAAUCGCGAGGUCUUCGGCAACCACACCUUCAGGCCCAUGCAACGCGCCAUUAUCAACGCCGUGUUGAGUCAGCGAGACGUGUUUGUCAUGAUGCCGACCGGCGGCGGGAAGUCCCUCUGCUUCCAACUGCCUGCGCUGGUCUCCGGAGGCGUCACGGUGGUGGUCAUGCCCCUCGUCUCGCUCAUCACGGACCAACUCGAGCAAAUGCAACUUUUGAACGUCGGCUGCCGCGCCUUCGCCGCGAACCAGCCCUGGGAGGAACAGAAGGCUGUCUACGACGAACUACGCCGCGGAGACGGGGCAGUGCAUCUGCUGCUUGUCACGCCCGAGAAACUGAAGAACAGCGCGCUGCUGCGGUCUUGCCUCCAUGAGUUGAACCGCGACGGCCGCCUGGAUCGCUUCGCCAUCGACGAGGCGCACUGCGUCAGUCAGUGGGGCAACGACUUCCGCCCAGACUACCGCCAGCUCGAAAGCCUGCGCGAAGAGUAUCCAAACGUUCCACUGCUCGCGCUGACAGCCACGGCGACGAAGCCAGUGCUCCAAGACGUUAUUUCGCAGCUGCGCAUGCGCGAGCCCGUUGUCUUCCAAGGCUCCUUCGACCGACCCAAUCUCAGAUACGAGGUGCGGCCAAAGGUCGCGAGGCGCAUUGCAGAAGACAUUGCGAACACCAUCAAGACUGAAUUCGACGGCUUUUCCGGCAUCGUGUACUGCCUGAGCCGGAAGGAGUGCGAGCGCAUCGCGGAAGGCCUUCAGAGACACGGGGGCAUUUCCGCAGGUUUUUACCACGCGCAACUCGAGGCGGAAAAACGCGAAGAGAUUCAAAGAGACUGGAUGAACGACGAUAUCAAGGUCAUAGUCGCAACGCUGGCCUUCGGCAUGGGAAUAAACAAGCGCGACGUUCGCUUCGUGAUUCACUGCGCCAUGCCGAAGUGCCUCGAAAACUUUUAUCAGGAGUCCGGGCGGGCGGGCCGCAAUGGCGACGAAGCUUCGUGCAUUCUCUUCUACGACUACCAUGACAAGCAGCGUCAGUCUCACCUCAUUCAACUGAACAGCGCCGAAGCCGCUUCAGGCUCGCGCAGGCAGGCGGACGCGCAAGCGAGCCGCAACGAAGAGAAUCUUCUCUCCAUGGUCGAGUACUGCGAAGAAGAAGAGGAGUGCAGAAGGCGCUUUAUUCUUCGCCAUUUUGGCGAAGACUUCAGAGGUCCCUGCGCAGUCCGCUGCGACAACUGCAGACGUCGCGAGACGCGUCGCGCUCCGCCGCGCGUUCUCCGGUGCGCCGACGAAGUCAUGCAGAUCGUCGACUUGGUGCGGCGCUGCAAGGCGGAGUAUCCGUCCUUUCCGCUCACGCUGUCGUCGCUGCGCGAUCUGCUGCAAGGCAAGAAAAACGCGCGGCGCAGCGCGGCGGUCGACCGACUCCCACAGUUCGGGUUGCUUGUCAAGCGGCGUUGGUCGCCGCACGACUCCUUUCGCCUCCUCAAGCGCCUCAUCAUCCGCCAAGUGCUGCACGAACGCUGCGUGACGACGGGCGGCGCUGGCGGCGGCUCAGGCUUUGCGGGGUUCACUGCCUACAUCGACCUCGGCGCGCAUUCUCACCAGGCGGCGGCGCUCGUGUCCUCUCUCCCUGCGUCGGCGCUUUCCGCCGACAGCGGCGACGGCGGAGAGCGCCAAGGCCGGGCGCCUUCUUCUGAGGCGCCCCGGGAGGAGCCUCGUGACGGCGCGCCCGCGAAGCGGCGCCGAAAAGGCCGGGUCGCAGGCGGCGCAGAGGCCCGCGGCGACCGGCGCCUGGUUGGCGCAGGCGACGAUAACGCGUCGGCGAGAUUCGACUCGGCGGACGCGCAUGCCCCGCGCGGCGGCGGGGGCCCGCUGUUGUCCUCCGCGGCGCCGCCGGCGCUCAGUCAGCCUCUGAGCGGAGACGAGUGGAGGCGCGAAGGGCGCGGCGCCGCGGGCGGCUGGGUCGCGGAGAGCGAGAGGGGGCGCGCGCUUUCGGCGGCUCAGCAGAAGGAGCUCAAGGUGAAGCUUCACGACGUGCGCAAGGAAACUGCGAAGCUCUAUGGCAUCAAGAAUUCGUCGGCGAUUGUCAGCUUGCAGGGCAUAGAGGAAAUGGUCACGCGUCUGCCCACGACCCGCGAGGCGCUCAAGAGCAUGGAGCUGACAGACUUCAAAAGUCAGUACAAGCUAAAUAAAUACAGCGCGGUUUUCACCGACGCGAUUCGGCGUUACCUUCUUGAGCAUAAUCUCGAGUGCUUCGUGCAGUCCGCAGGUCACAUUCCGCCGGUGAGCAAAUCCGGCGGCGAGUGCACGCCGGGGUCGUUCGCCUUCUUGAGCAGAGUCGCGGCGCAUGCCAGCGCGCGCGGCGAAGGCUCCAUCCCGGUCGGCGGGGGCGCAGGGAGUUCCUCCCAUGAGUUGAGCUCUCGAGACGCCUUCCAGCCGGCUGGUUCGCGGCAGGGGCUCGACGACCUCUCCAUGCAGACGCGGGACUCGAUCUCGUCUGCCGGCUCCAGCCGCGCGAGCGACGCCUUUACGGCGCCCGCGGCCGCCUCAUUCGGCCCCUCCGCCGCCGCCCCGCCGCCGCACGCCCGAGGCGGCGCAAUGGAGCAACGGCGCUCAGAAGGGUUCUCUUCGUUUCGGUACUCGGCGCCCUCCGCGGCCGCAAGCGGCGCGCGCAUCGCGUGCGCAGAGGAGGCCCGAACGGCGGCGGCGUCGCGGUCUGUAGCUUCGUGCUAUUUCUCCGCUAGGCAGAGCGCCGCGCGGCCCAAGCCAGGCGACACGUUGACCAUCUUCCACACUCCGCUGCCGAGUUACGGUACAGAUCGAGAGAGAGGCGGGAUGACGCGAUCCAGCAGCUACGUCAGCAUCGAAGAAAUCGAUGACUUUGCGACGUGCGGCUAA
Molecule: messenger RNA, 4899 nt
Organism: Besnoitia besnoiti
Lineage: Eukaryota; Apicomplexa; Conoidasida; Eucoccidiorida; Sarcocystidae
Product: ATP-dependent DNA helicase, RecQ family protein
Exons: 16
Coding region: 1-4899 (1632 amino acids)
Biological process (GO): double-strand break repair via homologous recombination
Cellular component (GO): chromosome; nucleus; cytoplasm
Molecular function (GO): four-way junction helicase activity; 3'-5' DNA helicase activity; nucleic acid binding
Source: RefSeq, a predicted model, not a curated record